Paramecium primaurelia is the source of this 1437-nucleotide messenger RNA. Lineage: Eukaryota; Ciliophora; Oligohymenophorea; Peniculida; Parameciidae. The record is from the annotation of a GenBank genome assembly.
AUGAAUUUCUAUUUCUUUAUUUAAUGUGCAGUUGAGGCAGAAGCAAAGCUAGAGGAAAUAAGAAUACUUUUAGCAAGUUAGAAUAAUUUUGAACCUUUUACAAGUAUAAAAAUAAAAAUAAUAAAUUAGCAUACAAAAGAUUAGAUUAACCAAGAACUGGAGGAUUAAGACCUGAGAACAUUUUGGAAUUUUUAUAUGAUAAUGAAAUUUAAGUCACUUAAGAUCAACUUGAUUAUAUUUUCAGAGUUUUAGAUGAAGAUUCUGAUGGUUUAGUAACUUAUUAAGAGUAUUAUUUUCAUGUAAAUAAUUAGCUUCAAGAGUGCAAUAUUGCCUAAGUUAAAUGAUUAGAUUAAAGAUUAAGCUUUAAAUCAUAAGAGUUUUGAUCUUCCUGUAGAUAUGUAAUUACCAAAAGAAAUAGAAACAUAAUUAUCAUAAUUUUUUAUUUAGAUAAAAUAAAAUUAUUUGUAAAUUAUAUUAUUAUUUCUUAGAUAAUAUUAGUAAAUACAAGAAAAAAUUGAUUUGAAUUAAUUAGAUAUUUAUGAUAAUGAUAAUUAAAUUACAGUAGAUUCAUUGAAGAAUUGGUUAUAAUAAUAAGGGGAAGAUAUUAGUGAAGAAAUUCUAUAGAGUUUUGUUACUAUUAUUUAAGGAUAAUAAUAAUUAUUAUAAAAUUUAUUAGAUCAAAUUUAUACUGAAAAUUAGGAUGAUUAAGAGUAAUAAGGAGAAGAAAAUGUUGAUUAAGAAUAAUAAAAAGAAGAUUUAGAAUAAGAAUUAUAAGAAGAAAAUUAAGAAUAAAUUUAAUAAAAAGAUGAAGAUUAAGAUUAAGAUGUUAAUAAUACUUAGUAAAAUAAUCAAUAAGAACCAUUAUCAUCAUAAGAAAUAGAAGAAUAAUCUAAGGAUUACAAAUAUCUAAAUCAUGACUCUUAUAAUGAUAUAGAUUUAUAAAUUCAAUAAUUAAAGAAUAAAAUAAACAAAUUAGAAGUUGUUUUAGGAUAAAAGAAUACAUCACAUAUAGGAUCACUAUUAAAUAAUGAAUACAAUCGAGAGUUAUUAAACUUCUCAAGAAUUAGUUACCUUAGAAAAUUCAAUCCAUCUCCUCCAUAACAAAGAAAUGAUUUGAUAAGAUAAUAAUUAAAGAUAGAGGAAGAAAUUAAAAGAGAAGAAAUUAAAUAAAAAAUCAUAUUAACAUAAUUAAAUAAUUCAGGCAAUAUUAAUUAUUCUGGUUAUUAUUCAAAUAGAUAUUAAAAGUAUUCUAUUAUUAUUAUUAUAUUAGUUAAAUAUAUCAAAGUCCACUUAAUUAAUCAAAUUCAAAGUAUAUAUCUGAACUUUCUGGAAAUAAAGUAAGAUUAUUUAUAAAGUUUAUAGUUUAGUGGCAGUAAUAGAAAACAAUAUCCAACUUCUUUUUAGAAAUCAAUUAAUUUUAGCCAUAGAAAAUUUUGA